This is a messenger RNA of Eptesicus fuscus (big brown bat), 4136 nucleotides long. RefSeq names its product ubiquitin specific peptidase 43 (gene USP43). The record is from RefSeq and is a predicted model, not a curated record. Lineage: Eukaryota; Metazoa; Chordata; Mammalia; Chiroptera; Vespertilionidae. The transcript is spliced from 15 exons. The coding region runs from base 36 to 3392 and encodes 1118 amino acids. Gene Ontology annotation, molecular function: cysteine-type deubiquitinase activity. Gene Ontology annotation, biological process: protein deubiquitination.
CGGCGCUCGCUCGGGGAGGCGCACCGACGGGAGCCAUGGAGCAAGGCCCGGGGGGCGCGGCAGGAGGGGGGUCGCCCGCGCCCCGGCCCCGCCGCCGCCGCUCCCUGCGCCGCCUGCUCAGCCGCUUCCUGCUGGCGCUGGGCAGUCGCUCCCGCCCCGAGGACUCGCCGCCCCGGUCUGAGCCCCAGCCCCAGCCGCGACACUGCGAUGGCGACGGUGAGGGGGGCUUUGCCUGCGCCCCGGCCCCGGUUCCAGCCGCGCCCGGGAGCCCCGAGGAGGAGCGCCCGCCCGGACCUCUACCGCAGCUCCACGCCGGCGAUGGGGCGCGGCCCCCGGGCGCGCUGGGUUUGAAGAACCACGGCAACACCUGUUUCAUGAACGCCGUGGUGCAGUGUCUCAGCAACACCGACCUGCUGGCCGAGUUCCUGGCGCUCGGGCGCUACCGGGCCGCCCCCGGCCGCGCGGAGGUCACCGAGCACCUGGCGGCGCUAGUGCGCGCGCUCUGGACGCGCGAAUACACGCCCCAACUUUCCGCGGAGUUCAAGAAUGCUGUCUCCAAGUACGGCGCCCAGUUCCAGGGCCACGCCCAGCACGACGCCCUGGAGUUCCUGCUCUGGCUGCUGGAUCGGGUGCAUGAGGACUCGGAGGGCUCGUCCCGAGGGCCAGGGUCCCAGCAGCUUCAGCCUGAAGGCAGUAAAACCUCUGAGAACCACCUGUCACCAUCGGCUCAGCUUUCUCCAGGUCAGAGCUUUGUGCAAAGCCACUUCCAAGCACAGUACCGGUCUUCCUUGACGUGUCCCCACUGCCUGAAGCAGAGCAACACCUUCGAUCCGUUCCUGUGUGUGUCCCUGCCUAUCCCCUUGCGCCAGACCAGGUUCUUGAGCGUCACCUUGGUCUUCCCCUCUCAGAGCCAGCGGUUCCUGCGGGUGGGCCUGGCGGUGCCCAUCCUCAGCACAGUGGCAGCCCUGAGGAAGAUGGUGGCCCAGGAAGGCAACGUCCCUGUGGAUGAGGUGAUCCUGGUUGAACUGUGCCCCAGUGGACUCCAGCGGUCUUUCUUUGAUGAAGACGACCUGAACACGAUAGCAGAGGGAGAUAACGUGUAUGCCUUCCAAGCCCCUCCGCCACCUGGCCAGGAGACACUCGCAGCUCCUCCGCCUGGUAUGUCCGUGUCCCCUCGCUUGGCAGCCCGUGCAGGUCCGCGGUUGUCCCUGCCUGCCCACAGGGAGAACAAGGUGCUAAUCCUCUGCUGUAACCUGGUGGGGUCAGGGCAGCAGGCGAGCAGAUUUGGGCCACCAUUCCUGAUCAGGGAGGACAGAACCAUCUCCUGGGUCCAGCUCCAGCAGAGCAUUCUGAGCAAGGUCCGCCAUCUCAUGAAGGGCGAGGCCCCGGGACAGCAGAACCCAGGGCCGCUGUUCUCCAUCCGGGUUGUGGGGCAGUCCCUGGCCCUUAGCUACUUAUCCCCCCAGGACAGCAGGCCCCUCUGUCACUGGGCAGUUGACAGGGCUUUGCACCCCAGGAGGCCCGGAGGCCCCCCCCACAUCAAGCUGGCUGUCGAGUGGGAUAGCUGUGCCAAGGAGCGCCUGUUCGGGAGCCCCCAGGAGGAGCCGGUGCGGGACGCGGACAGCGUGUGGCGGCAGCAGCAGGCGCACCAGCAGCACAGCUGCACCCUGGACGAGUGCUUCCAGUUCUACACGAAGGAGGAGCAGCUGGCCCAGGACGACGCCUGGAAGUGCCCCCACUGCCAGGCCCUCCAGCAGGGCGUGGUGAAGCUGAGUCUGUGGACGCUGCCCGACAUCCUCAUCGUCCACCUCAAGAGGUUCUGUCAGGUCGGGGGGAGGAGAAACAAGCUGUCCACGCUGGUGAAGUUCCCGCUCUGCGGCCUCAACAUGGCUCCGCACGUGGCCCAGAGGAGUGCUGGGGCCGUGCCCGCGCCCGGCCCCUGGCCGACCUGGAAGCAGCCAGCCUGCCUGCCCACCAGCUACCCGCUGGACUUCCUGUACGACCUGUAUGCCGUCUGCAACCACCACGGCAGUCUGCAAGGUGGGCAUUACACAGCCUAUUGCCGGAACUCCCUGGACGGCCAGUGGUACAGCUACGACGACAGCAUGGUGGAGUCGCUGCCGGAAGAGGAGGUCAUCACCCGAGGGGCUUACAUCCUGUUUUAUCAGAAACGGAACAGCAUCCCUUGCUGGUCAGCGAGCAGCUCCAUGAGAGGCUCCACCAGCUCCUCCUUGUCCGACCACUGGCUCCUGAGGCUCGGGAGCAGCCCCAGCAGCACGAGGGGAAGCCUGUCCUCCUGGCGCUCGGCCCCCAGCCCCGCCCAGCCCCCGGUGCCCGACCCUCUGGUCCUCACAAGCCGCCUCUCCAGCCAGGAAAAGGGAGGCCUGGAGUCCAGGCCCUUGGUCCGGGGAGAGAGAGGCCGAAGCAUCAGCAUGAAGGUGCCCACUCCCUCUCGAGCCAGGCAGGGGGCCUUCAGGACCAUGCCGCUGCGGUGGUCCUUCGGACACAGAGAGAAACCGGUUGUGGCAUCUGUCGAGCUGGUGGAGUACUUGGAGUCCAGACGGAGGCCUCGGUCCACGAGCCGGUCCAUCGUGCCGCUGCUGACGGGCGCUGCUGGCGGGGACGAGAAGUCGGCGGUGCCGAGGUCAAAUGCCACCCCCUCUGCUAAGGGUGAAGGUAGUGAGCAGCGGGCCAGCGAGAGAGUCCCGGCCGGCGUGUCCUGCCCCGAGGGCCGCCCUGGAGCCUCAGAUGGUCUGGAUGGUCUGAACACAGCGGGGAAACUGGAGGGACGCGCGGGCCACGACAUCAGGCUUCCCAAGCAGUUUGAUGUGCUGCUCACAGUCACACCCGCGGUGCACAGUGAGAAGCGAGCCCGGCCCGAGGGCCCGAGGACCGCCAACGGGAAGGGAAGUGGCCACCUGGGGACCCAGGAUGCCUCCAGUACUGUGGGCAGGUCAGCUCCCCAAAAUGCCUUCGCCAGGGCCAGGGCAAAUGCAGAGGGAAGGGACCCUGAGACAGACAGACUCUCACAGGGGACCCUCACCCUUCUGAGGUCUGUGUUUUUGAAGAAGAACAAGAAGAAUGACAGGGCUGAGGUGGCCCCCCAGGUGUCCCCAGUCUCCCUGGGGAGUGGCAGACUGAGCCCGGCGCCCCUGAGGGUGCCGGGGGGCCUGGCCAGGGGCCCGGAGGGCGCUGUCCGCUCUGCGCCCAGCUCUGCGCCCAGCUCUCUGCACCUCCCGCGCAAGGCCUGCAGGCCCCCGAGGGCCAGUGCCCCGAGCACGGCACAGAGGAGUGCUCCCGGGGAGCACACGCCUUUCGGCAGCUUGCAGCGGGUGAAAUACCACACUCUGUCCUUAAGGCGAAAGAGAACAUUACCGGAGUCCAGCUUUUGAUGGCGCGUCCCAGUGUCGUGUGAAGCUGGCAUCCUCUCAGCUCUGCCCCGAGCAGCUGCAGGCAGCCUGGCUUGCGAGCAGGACUUUGGGAAGCCACUUGUCUUGUGACCCCUGAAAAGUAAAAUAUUUUUGCUCUUCACAUCUAGAUUUCCAACGCAUCCAAACACCUUCCUGUAUUGUCGGCUGCUUUUCUCCUCAUGGGACACUAGAGGGUGCUGUUGGGUCAGCAUUACUGUUUCAGGGCAAGAACCUGAGGAAUUAAAGAGUGAGUGAUUGUGGGCACACUUUUCAACAUAACUCUGUAGGGAAGCCCAGUUAAUACGAAUCUUCUGUAUCAAACCAAAUAUUGUCAUUGGCUGCUCCUAUUAAUUUUUAAAAAAAAUUUAAAUAGUUGACUUAACAGGAAAAAUCUUUUCCUUUUAAUAUUUCUCUGGGAUAAAGCACUGAAGAUGCCAAAAAAAGUGGUAGUGACAGGCAAGAUUCUAGGAGAGAGAUGAUUGAGGUGUUAGGAGAAUAUUUAAUAUAUAACAAAAUAAUUGUAUUAAAGAGUCUCAAGGUAUUUAAAAAAGGUAACUAUUUUGAUACUAGGACAAAAGGAAGUUCUUUUUAAAAAAAGUUUAAGUAUGAGGUGUGUGUAUACUGUUAAUAAAAGCCGGUCAUUGAAAUAUGGGAAUGGCUGAAUUACUCAUGUUUUAUAAAUGGUAUUGUUUUGUUCCUGCUGUAUCUACUCGGCUCAUUGCUGUU